Paramuricea clavata is the source of this 5543-nucleotide messenger RNA. The record is from the annotation of a GenBank genome assembly. NCBI's taxonomy places the organism in Eukaryota, Metazoa, Cnidaria, Anthozoa, Malacalcyonacea, Plexauridae.
GAGUUGGAUAGCACAAUUCACAGGCGGUAUUGAACGACUAAACAUGGCAUUCCGUGUUGCAUUAGUAGUUACCCUCUGGGUGGCUGCCUUCAUUGGCGCACGUAAGUAAUUUAAAGUUUUUACUAUCAUAUAAUGUAUCAAAUUAUGGAGCAAUUAAACUAGAGUGUUACAUUUUAUGGUUUCUACAUUGCCCGAGAUAAUCCAAAGUUUUGAAAGAGAUUUGAGAUAGUUUCGCCCGCUAUCUUCAAAGUAACGUAAAGUUUUGAGCAAUUACUACCUAAUGUAGGCUUAUAAAAUCUUCAAAUACAAUUAAGGUGUUUGAGUGAGUGAGGUAGAUUCCUACAUACACUCAAGUAUAGAGAUCAGACGAUGAGAUCAAAUGCUUUUAGUAAUGCUAAUGUUUCAUUGCUUUAUUGGCAUGGCGAGAAUCUACCACAAUAAGCUCAUAUAUAUAUAUAGGAGUUAUUACUGUCGCUAAGCUAAAAUAUACGAGUAAGACGUUUUAAGCAAAACAGUACAAUUUUCAUAAUUAUCUUUAAUAUUACUGUAUAAUUAUGAAAACGUUGGUUGAAAUGUGUAUAUUGUCGAAUAAAGUUGUAUUAUUUUGACGUUUUAUUUGCCAUGGGGCAUAAUAUUAGUGUUUCCUUCGAACGAAUAUUGAUUGACUAUAUACACGAUUUAACUUACACAAUUUAAAACAUAAACAGAAUAGAACCAGUUAAUAAAGUUUAAUGAUUAAAUGAAGUUUAAUGUCCGGUGACACAUAUUUCCAAUUCAAUUUAAUUAUUUCAAACCUAACUUUGGUAACAGAAUCACGGCAAGUGUAUUGGAAGUUUAUGUGCUCACGCAUAACACUAAUAUGGUAUAUAUGUUGUAUUUUAGAUGCCAUCUCGCAUGACAUGAAGCAGGAAUUAGACCGUGUUUCACAAGAUGUCACUACGUAUCCAUAUCAUAUAGGUAUGUGAUUGUGUCUUGAUAAUAUAGUCAGGGCAUUUUUAACAAAUUACAAUUACUGGGCAAAGCCUUAACAAGGGCCUUUCCCAAUGCUGUUAAGCGUACAACGAGACUGUCAUACGUCACACUCGGAAGCUACCGAUGACCUCCUGAGGGAUGGGGGUUUGUGUAUAUAGUUUAGUUUAUGUUCAUUGAUGAUUAAAGUACAUUACUCUCAUGUCUCUAUGCUUAUUUAUCCGCAUGACAAGACCAUUCUGCAUGUGCUGACGAAAUGUGGAGAUUGUAUAAGUGAAUAUGAGCAAGCAGAUCAGCGCAGUUUUCUCAGGGAAGUUGAGCAUUUUUAUCAAUGAUUGAAAGAGCUUUGUUUCGCCCACCGAUAUGCACAAAAAUAAAAUUGUCCCAAGGAUUUACAAAACAACGAUUUCUGGAUCACGCGCGCGACACAUUUAAAACCCCACGCGUUUUUAUCAAGAAUAAAAUAUUGAUUGAUCGGUUUUGAUUCGUACUUCGCUUAGCUACCAAAUAAACAUUUGGCAAUGCAAAAACACCGCAAAAUAACACUGUACAGCAUUCCCACAGUGGGUGUCUCAAACGUCGUUUAUAAAAUCAUGAUGCAUGUUUCGUAGAAUCAGAGAUUGCUUUCCUGGAAAGUUGAAAACGUCGCCAUAUUUUCAUUUUUUGUUUUGAGCAGUUUCCAAAAUUUUUGUGCUUCAGUAGUUGAUCAAUACUCAUUUAAUAUGUGUCAAAAUAUUAUCCAUAUAAAGAGCUUUUAACUAAGAAUCGAGGUUCUGAAAUUGUUAAAACCGAUUAACUAUUCGAACCGAAGGAAUUGUUUAAUUAAAGUGAGGAAGGCAAAAGGGAAUUACCGAGUCCGAGUGAUUUUCAAACAGCUCUUAAAGUGCACAUGACACGAUACUUUCUUCCCAAAUUUUAUGCAUCGCCAUUAAUGUGGUCGUCAUAGUAACACGCUAGUUACCAGGUCUCUCUCUCUUGUGCAAUUUUCAGUCAUUUUGUAUUACAAACGGGAAAUUGAUGCCCCAACACCCGAUUGGGCUGUCAAUUUCCUGUGCGUAAUACAAAAUGACUGAAAAACGGCAAACUUCGCAAGGCUAUAUUAUCCGCAUUUUACAACAUUUCGCAACGAAACUUUGGAAUAUUACUAAUUUUGUGAUGCUCUUUCAAGCUGUGAUGAAAUAAUUGUCUAGAUCAAAAUUUAGUCUAUAAUGCAAAUGAGAACAUUUCGUGUCAUCUGCAAAUUAAAGUGUAGAAUAUUCCAGUCAGACAAACCUUCCAAGUAUGAGCAGCAGCGAGCGUGUAGAAUCUUGAACAACUGCAACAAAAAAGAAACAUUUCAUCAUAAGACGAGAUAAAACGACAUAAAACAACGACAAAUAGGUACGCAUUGCGUACAUGUGGCUAUAGUGGCAAGAGAUAAUAACACGCUAAUCAACAGUAACUGGAAAAAAAACACCUCCUGAUUUGUUUAAGGGUUUUUGUACAUGGAAAUUUUGAAAACUAUAGCUAUAUUUUACAGCUAAUAAUAUACAUGGAAAAAUUUCUCAAUUCUGAUUGGCUUAGACCACUGCAAUUUUUUCGAAAUACAGUUCCAAAAAAUGAAACACGGUGCAAAUUUCAUUGACAAUAUUAAAGAUACAGCCAUUUCUAGCAGAAAAUAAUACAAAAAAAGUCAAACAUUUACAAGUGACAAAAAUAGCUGGCGUUUCUAGUAGAUUUUCUGUUAACUGAUUAUUUAUAUUAAAAUUAACUUUUUCGCAUGUGGAAAAACCGAUUGAUCGUCUUUGAAAAACUGACUCGUGCACGUUUUCCCCAAAUUGCACUCGAAGCCAUACUAUUACCUAUACUAAUAAUAAAUGUAUAAAAAAAUGCACUCGCAAAUCCCUUCAUAUUUUAAAGCUGAUGACAAACGGUUAAUAACCCGAGCUUUCUUGUGCUAUAGUCCCUAAUAUUCAUCGUUAUCCCUGAGAAUCCUCUAAACUAUCCUUCCAGAGAAAAAAAAACAUGGACUGUAUGAGAGCUUGUGUGCGAAAGUUUCUUCAUUUUCAGCCUUCAAAAACAACACGAGAAAAAUAAUACUUUCUUAAAACUACCAAAAUAACCCUGUAUAUCAAACUCCGAAAUAACCUUAUAUAUUAAAUUUUAGAUUUCAAGACAUGCCCGACCUCUAUCGACAUUGCAUACUUAGUUGAUGGGUCAGAUAGUAUUUCUGAUGGAGACUACGAAUUAGAAAAAACUGUGGUCAAAGUGAUGGCGUACUUCUUUGGAGUUAUGAAGUUAGGAACACAUGCUGGUGUGGUAAAUUAUGGCCAAACUGCAACCACUGCGAUCAGAUUCCUCGACUUCGACAAUUUCAAUGCGUUCAGAAAUGCUGUCAAGAGUUUGGUGAAGAUAGGCGGUGGAACGCGCAUUGACAGGGCCUUGGAAGAAGCACAUGAUAAUCUCUUCAUGGGAGGGGGCGGAGCCCGUGCCGCGAGAAAGAUCCCAAAAGUUGCUGUAAGUAUUUGUUCAUAAGAGGAAGAUAUAGAUUUACCACACCACCCCCCUCCCCAUCACCACCACCCCCUCUCCAUUACCACCACCCCCUCUCCAUCACCCCCUGAAACUCAGCCAAAAAAUUUCAAAGCUCCGUAACUGGAGGAAAAAUACGUGAAUCGACUCAAACGUUUUUGUGAACACUGGCAGUAACGAUAUACCAAAAAUAUUCAAGGGUGGGUUGACUACAAAAUUUUUGUAGUUCGCUACUACUACAGCUACUUCAAAAAUAUGUAGUCAGCUACAACUACUGCUACUUUUGAACAAAGGUAGUUCGCUACUGACUACAACAACUGCUUAAAAAAUGUAGCGAACUAUUUCGCUAUUUCGCUACGCUAUAUUUUUUAGUUUUACUGUAUUUGGAGCAUCUACUAACUCAGGCUGAAAUGUAACCUAUAACAAAUCGACUUACGAGUGGCAACAGUAAACACAAAGCAACAUUUUUAUAAGCACUACAGUGUUCAAGAGUGCAAAUUGACUAUCGAGUAUUGAUUUUAAGCAGACUAUGUCUCAAUAUCAUGCUAUUCUAUCAAGUUGCAAACAAUUUUAAAAAGUAGCGAAUAGCGAUUCGCUGUUUGAAAAGUAGUCAACUACUUGGCUACUUUUAGGCAAAAUGUAGUUCGCUAUAACUACAGCUACUGUUUUAAUAAAGUAGUCAAAAACUACUGACCACUUGAAAAUUGUAGUAGCGAACUACAACUACUUCGCUACUACCCACCCUUGAAAAUAUUAAACAUCCUGCAUUGUACAUUUAAUUUUAAAAUGUUGUGCCGCCAAGUGAACCCACCAGUACACUCACUGGCAGUGUUCAGCAAAGUACUCAAAAUACUUACUUAAGUAAAAGUGAAAAGUAACACCUCAAUUUUUACUUAAGUAGAAGUAAAAGUACUGCUUGAAAAUUUUACUUAAGUAAAAGUAAAAAUAUUGCCUGAAAAUUUUACUUAAGUAAAAGUAAAAGUAAAAGUACUGCCUGAAAAUUUUACUUAAGUAAAAGAAAAGUAUUGGGAAAAUAUACUUAAGUAAAAGUACUACUGAAAUAGAAUAUAAAUUCGCAAAGGUUUAAGCAGGAAUAGAACACUCAGACGUGUAAGUAACGUGGUAAAACAACUUUAUUCUUUAAAUACCUUCAUAUAUAUAUAUUCCAGUCCACUCACCGCUUUGAGAAAUACUUUUUUACUUCGCCAAAAUAUAACAAAAGUAACGAAGUAAAAAAGUAAAUAUUUACCAAAAAUCGUACUUCGUUACAAGUAAAAAGUACUUCAUUAAAAAAAUACUUCGUUACAAGUAAAUACUGAUUUUUUUUACUUAAGUAAAGUAGGAAGUAAAUUUACUUCGUUACUGGCUAACACUGCAGUCACUGGCAACUACUUAUAGACAUUUCUGAGAGUGAAUACGACAUUCCCUCCGUUGUCUAGGUUGUUUUCACAGAUGGUGUUAGUGGCGGUCAAUCGUUAGCAAAUGCAGUUCAACAGCUGGUGGCCAAAGGUGUUAUAGUGAUCGUUAUUGGCGUUGGUAAAGAUAUUGAUAUCAACGCAUUGAGACAACUUACACCUCGUCCCGACCUCGUGUACACUGCUACAGAUUUCUUGGAUCUCUAUAUUAAAGCUGGAUUCUUUGCCAGACAGAUCUGUCAACAUGCAAGUAAGUAUGGUUUUUGAAUGAAUAAUCAUCAUAAAUUGGUAGUGAUGGUCACACCAUCAACACCAUCACCACCAACUUCAUGUCUGAAACAUUUCUGCAUCUUCCUUCCAACAGAGAACCGUGGAAACAUCGGUCCUGACGGCCCACAAGGUCCAGACGGUGCUGGCGGUCCACAGGGUCCAGUUGGUGAAGCUGGUCGACCAGGUAACCGAGGAACCAGAGGCGGUUUCGGGCCAAAGGGAUUCAAGGGAGCUCAAGGCCUAACUGGAGAAAGUGGAGCACCAGGUGUUUCAGGAGCCGAUGGUAAUCCAGGACCCCAGGGAAACAAGGGACCUAAAGGACAACAGGGAGGACCAGGUACGCAAUUCCAAGAAGAGGAUAUUUUCUAUCAGUUGUAA